GCUCUCCCUGCUGUUCCCGGGGACAUUUACACACCGCAACCCUGACAAGUCAGCAGCGGCGAAGGACAGGGCGCGGGACCCUCUGGACACCGGCGAUCGAGCCCCGCGCACAGCUGCACUCCGCACCCCAGCUAGAAUCGCACCGAGCCCCUCCGAAGGAGCAGAGCAAACUUCAGCCGCCUCGGGGAUCCGCGGUCCGGGUUCGGAGGCUCCGCGUGCCGGGGAACACAGCACCCCGAGGGGCUCUCCUUGCCCUUGGUGCGAGGCCCGAGCCGCGGCCGAGCCGCGCGGGGCCGCAGAGGGUAGGACAAGAUGCGGGGCUCCGGACCCCGGGGUGCGGGGCUCCGGCGGCCCACGGCCCGCACCCCCGCGUCGCCGGCCGGCUGCUGCUGCGCGCCCCGCAGAGCCCCGCUCUGGACGUGCCUGGUGCUGUGCGCCGCGCUGCGGACGCUCCUCGCUAGCCCCAGCAGCGAAGUGAAUUUGUUGGAUUCACGCACUGUCAUGGGGGACCUGGGAUGGAUUGCCUUUCCAAAAAAUGGGUGGGAAGAGAUUGGAGAAGUUGAUGAAAACUACGCUCCUAUCCACACAUACCAAGUGUGCAAGGUUAUGGAACAGAAUCAGAAUAACUGGCUCUUGACCAGUUGGAUCUCCAACGAAGGUGCUUCCAGAAUCUUCAUAGAACUGAAGUUUACUCUGCGGGACUGUAACAGUCUCCCUGGGGGCCUGGGGACGUGCAAGGAAACUUUUAACAUGUAUUAUUUUGAGUCUGAUGAUGCAAAUGGGAGAAACAUCAAGGAAAACCAGUACAUCAAAAUCGACACCAUUGCAGCCGAUGAGAGCUUCACAGAACUGGAUCUUGGUGACCGAGUCAUGAAACUGAACACAGAGGUCAGAGACGUGGGCCCUCUGAGCAAGAAGGGAUUUUACCUGGCUUUCCAAGACGUGGGAGCAUGCAUUGCUCUGGUUUCUGUGCGUGUGUACUAUAAAAAAUGCCCUUCCAUUGUGCGACACUUAGCAGUCUUCCCCGACACCAUCACUGGAGCAGACUCUUCACAGUUGCUGGAGGUGUCAGGUGCCUGUGUCAAUCACUCUGUGACAGAUGAGCCCCCCAAGAUGCACUGCAGUGCUGAAGGGGAGUGGCUGGUGCCCAUCGGGAAGUGCAUGUGCCAGGCGGGAUACGAAGAGAAAAAUGGCACCUGUCAAGUGUGUGCACCGGGGUUCUUCAAAGCCUCGCCUCACAGCCAGACCUGCAGCAAAUGCCCACCUCACAGUUACACCCAUGAGGAAGCUUCCACCUCUUGUGUCUGUGAAAAGGAUUAUUUCAGGAGGGAAUCUGAUCCACCCACAAUGGCAUGCACAAGACCCCCCUCAGCUCCUCGGAAUGCCAUCUCAAAUGUUAAUGAGACUAGUGUCUUUCUGGAAUGGAUUCCGCCCGCUGACACUGGUGGAAGGAGAGAUGUGUCCUAUUAUAUUGCAUGCAAGAAGUGCAACUCCCAUGCAGGUGUGUGUGAGGAGUGUGGCGGUCAUGUCAGGUACCUCCCCCAGCAAAUCGGCCUGAAAAACACCUCUGUCAUGAUGGCGGAUCUGCUCGCUCACACAAACUAUACCUUUGAGAUUGAGGCAGUGAAUGGAGUGUCCGACUUGAGCCCAGGAACCCGGCAGUUUGUGUCUGUAAAUGUAACCACAAAUCAAGCAGCCCCCUCUCCAGUCACCAAUGUGAAAAAGGGGAAGAUUGCAAAAAACAGCAUCUCGUUAUCUUGGCAAGAACCGGACCGACCCAAUGGGAUUAUCCUGGAAUAUGAAAUCAAGUAUUUUGAAAAGGACCAGGAGACCAGCUACACCAUUAUCAAAUCCAAAGGCACCACUAUCACCGCAGAGGGCUUGAAGCCAGCUUCCGUGUAUGUCUUCCAAAUUCGAGCACGAACAGCAGCCGGCUACGGUGUCUUCAGUCGAAGAUUUGAGUUUGAAACCAUCCCAGUGUCAGUUGCAGCAUCCAGCGAUCAAAGCCAGAUUCCUAUAAUUGCUGUGUCUGUGACAGUGGGAGUCAUUUUGCUGGCAGUGGUUAUUGGCUUCCUCCUCAGUGGAAGUUGCUGCGAAUGCGGCUGUGGGAGGGCUUCUUCCCUGUGCGCUGUUGCCCAUCCAAGCUUAAUAUGGCGCUGUGGCUACAGCAAAGCAAAGCAGGAUCCAGAAGAGGAAAAGAUGCACUUUCAUAACGGGCACAUUAAACUGCCUGGUGUAAGAACCUACAUCGAUCCGCAUACCUAUGAAGAUCCCAACCAAGCUGUCCAUGAAUUUGCCAAGGAGAUAGAAGCCUCAUGCAUCACCAUUGAAAGAGUGAUCGGGGCAGGUGAAUUUGGUGAAGUUUGUAGUGGACGCUUGAAACUACCAGGAAAAAGAGAAUUACCUGUGGCCAUCAAAACCCUGAAAGUAGGCUACACUGAAAAGCAGCGCAGAGAUUUCCUAGGAGAAGCGAGUAUCAUGGGACAGUUCGAUCACCCUAACAUCAUCCACCUAGAAGGCGUUGUGACCAAAAGCAAACCAGUGAUGAUAGUGACAGAGUACAUGGAGAAUGGCUCUUUAGAUACAUUUUUAAAGAAGAACGAUGGGCAGUUCACUGUGAUUCAGCUUGUGGGCAUGCUGAGAGGCAUCGCAGCAGGAAUGAAGUACCUCUCAGACAUGGGCUAUGUGCACAGAGACCUCGCCGCCAGGAACAUUUUAAUCAACAGUAACCUCGUGUGCAAAGUGUCUGACUUUGGACUUUCCAGGGUACUGGAAGAUGAUGCUGAGGCGGCCUACACCACAAGGGGAGGCAAAAUUCCAAUCAGAUGGACUGCCCCAGAGGCCAUAGCUUUCCGAAAGUUCACCUCAGCCAGCGAUGUCUGGAGCUACGGCAUCGUGAUGUGGGAAGUGGUAUCCUACGGAGAGAGACCUUACUGGGAGAUGACCAACCAAGAUGUGAUUAAAGCAGUCGAGGAAGGCUACAGGCUGCCAAGCCCCAUGGAUUGUCCUGCUGCUCUCUAUCAAUUAAUGCUGGAUUGCUGGCAGAAGGACCGCAAUAGCAGGCCCAAGUUUGAGGAAAUAGUCAACAUGCUGGACAAGCUGAUACGCAACCCGAGCAGUCUGAAGACGUUGGUGAAUGCUUCGAGCAGAGUUUCAAGUUUAUUGGCAGAGCAUGGAUCCCUGGGGUCUGGGGCCUACAGAUCAGUGGGAGAAUGGCUAGAAGCCAUCAAGAUGGGCCGCUAUACAGAGAUUUUCAUGGAAAAUGGAUACAGUUCAAUGGACGCUGUGGCUCAGGUGACCUUGGAGGAUUUGAGACGUCUUGGAGUGACUCUUGUCGGUCACCAGAAGAAGAUCAUGAACAGCCUUCAAGAAAUGAAGGUGCAGCUGGCAAAUGGGAUGGUGCCACUGUAAUUUCCGCCAGUGUCACAGCUUCAAGGGAAUGCUUCUGCACUUUGUAAACAGCCCUGAGUUUUAUUUUAAUUAAAAAAAAUAGGAAAGGGGGACAAUGAUUUCUAAACCUUAGGAGAGCACUUGCUCAGCCACAGAAUUUGCAAUCAGUGUUUCACCAAAAUCGAAUCUUGCUCUUUGUGUCUUCGUUUUUUGUGAAGCAACUAUGACCUGCGUAAACAAGAACACGAUGGUAGACAUUAUCUUAUGUUACGAUAAGAAUAAAGUCUUUUCCUCUACUUCUACAAAAGUUUAUACAUGACGUGUAUAAAUAUACAGCACCUUCAAAGACUGGAUUUAAGGUAGCCCUUCUCAAAACUCCCAGGGAUCUACUUGAAAGGAUAGAUUUCAUAGCCAUAUAUGGGCUAAGAAAAGCUGCAGUUCACAGAAGUUUACUUCAGUUCUUAAAAGUCUGCAUAAGUGUAUUGAAGAGCAAUAUGAUUAGAUUCUUCCUUAUGCAUAUCUUCUUUUGUAAUCUUAAAAUACUAUUACGUGGUAUUAAGUUAUAGAAACUAGUUUAUAAACAUGUUGCUUGAUCAAGGAUCAGUACAAUACAGGGUGUAUAUUUAUUUUUCUGUGUUAUAAAGUUUACUCUCAGUUGCUCUUCUGGAAUCUACUAAGUAAUAAAUCUGUAUAUGCUGUACAGUUUACAAUAUACCCAGAAACUGACUUGGAGAUGUGUGUGUUUGCACAUGUGUGCAUCAUUCUGCUUGCAUUUUUCAUAGGGUUUUAAUUUUAGGAACAGAAAAGGACAGUGUUCCAGAGUGUAAUAUGAAUGAGAUAAAGAAAAGAGAAAGAAAGAAAGAAAGAAAAAGAAAGAAAAAAUUUAACACAAGCCAAUAUCUCUCUCGUGUGUCCAUCUCUUUCCUCACUACCAGGAAAUGUCUGCAAGAUUGUGUCCUCUUUGGCUUUUUAAAACACUUUGUAAUAUCUGUGAUAAUGCAGUUCCUCGAGCCAUUAAUCUUGCAACGCUGUAAGAAAUUCCACCUUUUUGAAUUCUAGAGAAUAUCUUGUCAAGCAGAGUUGACAGGAAAGGGCACUUUUUCAGUGAGAUAUAAAAGGAUUUAGCUGCUGGCUUCUGUUAAUGUUCCUAAAUCCAAGCACAUAGCACUGAGCUUCACCCUUAGUUGUUAAUCCUUUGGAACCAUUUCCAUGCUGGCCCUUUUCUAGAAUUUUGAUACUAAGGUAGAAAUGGCAUGAUGAAAGUUAGAUAAGUAUACAGAUAGAUAUUUCCUUUAUAACCUGAUAGAAAUGGAAAGAUGAAAAAUACAUUUUUUUUCCUUUAGAAUCUUCUGUUUCAAGACUUGAAAAAUAUGAUUUGCUGAUGGGGCUUUAUUAAAUUGGUAAUUUCAUUUUGUGUUCAAUAAUGUGGUGUUGAAUUCAUUUGGAUAAGCCAAUCCAAAGUAUUGUUUGAUUGGAUUUAUUAAGGAAUGGAAGAUAUGUCUUCUCUAUGUCCUAUACUUUACACUGUGAAAACUUAAAUUUGUUAUAAAACUUACACAGUUUGAGGUUAUACACAACCAAGUUCCUGUGUGAGGUGAACAAAUGUUUUAUAUCAUUACACUUUGUAUAAUCAUGGAAUAGCAUGUGAUACUCAGGAGCACAGCACUUAAAUAAAAUACAGCCUACUGGUGAUUUUCAGCAGUAUAUCAGAGCCUGGGAUUUGGAAAUCCAUAGAAAAUGUACACGUGUUACAAAUGAUACUCUUUUUCCCUAAGCACCUGGUUUAUAGAAAUGUUAGCCCAGGUGUAAGAGUACAUUUGGGGGAAUAAUUUGUUUCUGUUCUGUCCACCUUUAUAUAAAUUCUUGCUAAAGAACAAGACGAAACUACAACUAUAACAAAAGAAAAUAAAGAGCAAGAUCUGAACUCUUUUAAAACUCUAUUAGAAUUUCUAUAAAAUACCAUGAGUCAACACAAACUUUAUCUAUUGUUUUAGGGAAAUUUCCACAGAAAGGCAAAAGACGUAUUUCAAUAUCAUGUUGAUAAAAAUCACAGGUAAAUAGGCAUCAUCAUUAUUAAAGAUGCAUUUGCCCACUUCAAUAAACAGAAAAUUAUUAAAGCACAUUCUUAUAUAAAAUAAUUGGAUAUUGUGUUGCAAUUUAUUAAAUUUUGUAAAAAGAUUUGAAUCAAAGUGAUAAAGUAACAGUUGAGAAACUUCAAGCUAUGCAUAGACUUAAUGGUUUAAAUGCAAAACUCCCACAUUUUAGAGCUGGUUGACUGGCUGCAUGAAUAUAACAAAGUAUUUUUAAAAUUAUAUUCUACCUUAAUAUGUGCAAAGAUAACAAAGGAGUCAGGGUGGAGGAUAUCUUAAGUGAUAGAACACAUAUUUCCUAUUUUUCACAAAAGAAUAUGCUGUAUACUGUUUAUUUGCCCUUUUGUAAUUCUGAUAUUUACUUGGGAAAAUGCAGUAAUUCAAAAUGGAACUUAAAUAGCCAUGUGGCGUUCAUCUGUCUCUCAGUCUGAGCAUUUCUAAAGAACGUCAAAGCUUUCUAAAAUACUUGCUCACCACCAGGUAUGCCAACAGCUGGGAAGUGUGGAUUUCAGAUCACAAGAGUGAGAAUUGGAAGGAAGCAAGUCUCCCAAAAUACAGCUAGACUGUGUAGCACAGGGCAAGUUUUGACAAACCGUCAUGAAAUUCCUUAUCCUAUUAGCUCAUGUAGUCAGGCGCUGGACCACCAAAACUCAAGCAUGAAUCUCAUCAUUUCAUCACGUACUACAUAUUUGUCAAAUAACUGAUAAUUUUUUUGUGAUUGUCAGUUGCAGUACUCUUUGGCAUGAAUAGCAGUGUUGGAUCUUGAAAAGCAAGUACAAGCAGGGAAUUAUUUUCCACAUACUGGUAACUGUUGAAGUCACUCAAUUACUGUAAUCAUUCUUUGUGUGUAACUCUGCCAUUUGAUUUGCUAUAAUAUGUCAUGGAAACAGUUGCUCUUUUGGAAAUGUAUUCACUAUAUGUAAAAAUGCAAGCAUUUUGAUUUUUACUAUUUAGAAAAAAUGAAUGUGCAUGGUCUUUUAUUUCUUGUAUUUUGUUCACCAAAUCAGUGUUCUACAGUUCUAGGUUGACUGUAAAAUCUGUAUCACGGAAUGAAGGUAGAAGCUCAGUACUAGAGUGCUUGCCCAGAUUGCACAUGGCCUUGGGGUCAGUCCCCAGUACCACAAAACUGUCAAUAUUCUAUCUAAACUUAAGCAUUGCUGACAUCAUUAGUUGAACAAUUUACAACAUCCUUAGCUCUGUUUGCAGAAGAAUUUUAACCAGUGUGCGAUGGUGAUGAUGGUAUUCCACAUCCCAAGGAUCAAAUGGAAUUGUAUCAGUUGAGCACUUAUAUUUGUAUGUCUGCUACUUAAUUUUUAUGUGAAAGUAAAAGGUUUUCCACGCCAUUCUUUCUCCCAUUUGAAGUGGGUUUUCAGAGCACAAGAACAGAUAAUUUACCUUUGAAAGUUUUUUUCUUCACUCUAAUGUUGCAUUGGAUGGCAAACACUCUUUGCGUAAGGUAUUAAAAAUUUACUAAAUGUAGAAUAAUGUGUAGUAGGAUAAUAUCUUUUCUCCAUUUCAUUCUUUUUAAAUAUAAGAAGCAAGCUAAAUGUGAUGAUAAAUUGUCUUUGUUACGUCCUGCCAGAUGUUUAAUAUUAAAGUAAAUUCAAAAGUAGGUACAAUAUAAUGAUGAUGAUGAUGAUGAUGAAUAAAUAGAAUUAAAAUUCUACCUUUACUUGAAAUUUAAUAACUAGAAUAAGUCAUCAUUUUUCAACGCUAGCACAGCUGGUUACAUUGAAUAUUUUUCUCUAUUAUCAUGCUAAUUAUAUAGUAAUGUGUCAAAAAAUACGUAGAUCAAAACUUUCUUUUCAUUUCUUGCUCAUUUAUGAAAAAAUCUUUUCAUAUAUAAAUGGUUCAAUGUUUUUGUUUAGAAUGACCACAUAAUUAUUGCUUAGAACAUACCAAUUAACUUUUUUUAAAAAAUUGUUUAUAAUAAUCAGAAUCUAAUGUGGUUCUUUUUUCUUCUAAAUGUUAAUGGGAAAAAUCAAAGGUAGCAAAAAUAUGUAAUGCUUAUUCAAGAAAGUGGGCUAUAUUGAUGGAACUUUGAGUGGUCAACAUCUUUGCAAAUCUUUCGACUGCUGUAAUUUUACAGUUAGUUACUUAUAAGUAUGUAAAUUACAUUUCCUAUAGUCCGAGAAUAAACUUAGACUCAGUUAUUUGUUCAUAUGUUUAUCAGAGUCUCUUGGUUCCCGCAGUUCAGGAGCAGCUGUGUGGUUAUUUUGCUCUUUGAUAGGCACUCUGAUCAUAGUCCCUGUCUCAGAGUUAAUUUGAGGAAGGAUUAACAUUUCUGUAUUUUUUCCCAUUUGAAGUUCUGUGCGGUUUUGGUUUGUAUACAUGUUUUUGUAGUGUAAAAUACGAAAUUUUCUAUUUUUUCAGAAAAUAAAAAAAACCUUUGAACAGUCAAA
Messenger RNA from Cavia porcellus (domestic guinea pig), 7882 nucleotides. RefSeq names its product EPH receptor A5 (gene Epha5). The transcript has 18 exons. The coding region runs from base 313 to 3411 and encodes 1032 amino acids. Gene Ontology annotation, molecular function: protein binding; transmembrane-ephrin receptor activity; ATP binding. The record is from RefSeq and is a predicted model, not a curated record. Gene Ontology annotation, cellular component: plasma membrane; dendrite. Lineage: Eukaryota; Metazoa; Chordata; Mammalia; Rodentia; Caviidae. Gene Ontology annotation, biological process: protein phosphorylation; axon guidance; ephrin receptor signaling pathway.